AUGGAUCUCGCGAGCAGCCUUAUUCGCACUGUCGUCCGCGCCUUCUAUGAGACUCGCCACAUCCUUGUGAUUGAUGCUCUUUUCAUACACUCGGUCCUUCAUCCGGAAGACCUCGCGCAUCUUCUUGGAAUGCAGCAAAAGGAUCUACGCAAGCUCUGCGCUCGUUUGCGUGAAGACCGUCUCAUUGCAGUUCAUUCAAGGCCCGAAAUUCGAGAUGGUCAAACUCGCCCAGUGAAUCGCGAAUACUACUAUAUUCCCCUUUACCCUGUAGUUGACGCUAUCAAAUAUCGUGUUUCUCGACUUACCUCGAUUAUCAAAGCGCAAUAUACCCCUACUGCGGAAAGGAAGGAAUAUGUUUGCACAAGAUGUGGUGCGGAAUGGACUCAGUUGGAGGUUCUAAGCCGGAUCGGACCAGAUGGCUUUGAAUGUCAUCGAUGCGGUGCUACGCUAGAAAGGGCGGAUGAAGUCGAGGGUGGGACCGGCGCUGAUCGAACUGGCCAUGAGAAAAACAGCAAAUUAAUGGCGCAACUGGAUAAGAUGCUAAAACUACUCAAACAGAUCGAUUCUGUUGACGUCCCAGAAAAUGAUUUUGAGACGGCGUGGGAACACAAAGUUGAUGUUAUACGAAAUCAAUACACCAACCCGACAAGGCCAGGAGUGGCCUACACUAGCAACCGACAAGCAGCCGUUCGAGGGAUAUCUAAAACAGACGCUUCGUCCUUGGAAAUAUCUCUCACUUCCUCAGCAGAGAAGAGCGCUGCUGAACAGGCUGAGGAGACAGCGCGGAAAGCUGCUCUAGAGAAGCAAAAUGCGCUUCCUGUUUGGCAUACACAUUCAACAGUUAAAACCGAACCUGGCAAUCUUCCGGUCAAACAUGAACCAAAUGGAAUUACUGACGUAUUCGCUAUCAAGUCUGAAGUAAAGGAGGAACAAAAGCCAGACAUUGAUGCUCUUGAUGACAAGGUUGCUGCAUACUACGCUGAAAUGGCGCGCGAAAAGGAGCGGGAGGCUAAAGACGAUGUGAGCUCUGUUGAAGAAUCAUCAGACGAGGAAGAAGACGAGUUCGAGGAUGUUGGAGUUGCUCCUGGCGUCUCUGAAAUCCCGGCGGUAGCAGAAGGCAAUAACACUCCUAAAUUCCCUAAUGGAUCACUUAAAAGGGAAAUGGAAUCCGACUCGGGCAGUAGCGCUCCUCAAACUGGUGCUGCAACACCCGAUACCACCGCAGAGGACGGCCCUCCUGCCAAGAGAGUUAAAUUUGAGCCACAAGUGAAGAGAGAAGCCGUGUCUGACGAAGACGAAGAUGACGAGGAAUUCGAGGACGUCUAG
Histoplasma mississippiense is the source of this 1326-nucleotide messenger RNA. RefSeq lists its product as hypothetical. The record is from RefSeq and is a predicted model, not a curated record. Gene Ontology annotation, biological process: transcription initiation at RNA polymerase II promoter; transcription open complex formation at RNA polymerase II promoter. Gene Ontology annotation, cellular component: transcription factor TFIIE complex. Bases 1 to 1326 code for a protein of 441 amino acids. The transcript is spliced from 3 exons. NCBI's taxonomy places the organism in Eukaryota, Fungi, Ascomycota, Eurotiomycetes, Onygenales, Ajellomycetaceae.